CUCUUCUCUCCGAAAAGGCAAAAUAAAAAAAAAGUAGAAAAAUUCUGAUGCUUCACUUCCGUUGUCUGGAAUCCGGAUAAUGUGAGCGGUCGGCCAAAAACCGUAGCUACGAAGACAAAUGUUGGCGAAGCUCCAACGUAUAGAUACCAACUGCAUCCACAUACCGAGUUCCACAAAGACCUCCACCAGCUCGGUGGUAUCUGUGUCUCAACCACCAAACAAACCUCAACCCAUCAAGAAACUUCCCAAUGGAGGCUUCAAGAAGAGACUCAAAAGAGUUUACAAGAAACCCCAUGAGCCAAAAACCCAUCAAAAGCAUGAUCUGUGUUCGACCCAGAACGGGUUUUCCAAGUACCCAGAUGGAGAAAACAACAGCUGUAGUUCUAGAGUUGAGAAAAAGAGGGGUUCACUGGGUGGAAAUGGUGUGGCGAAGAAGACGCACGCCAAGUGUUCGACGAAAUGGCUACGUUAUGGAGGGUUUAUUCCGGCAAUCUUGGAAGCAUUGGAAACGGUUGCGGAUUUGGAUGAGGCGUUGGGGCCGUGGGAAAAGAGGCUUGGGAACAAGGAACGGACCAUUGUUUUGAAGGAGCAGUCGAGUUGGGAGCGGGCGUUGGAGAUCUUUGAGUGGUUCAAGAGAGAAGGUUGUUAUGAGUUGAAUGUGAUUCACUACAACGUAAUGCUUAGGACACUUGGCAGAGCACGGAAGUGGACCUUGGUUGAGAGUUUGUGGAAUGAGAUGGGGAAGAUGAAUAUUGUGCCGGGAAAUUCUACUUAUGGAACACUUAUUGAUGUUUAUAGCAAAGGUGGGCUCAAGGACGAAGCACUUCGUUGGUUGGAAGUGAUGGCCGAACGAGGGAUGGAACCUGAUGAGGUUACUAUGGGGAUUGUUGUUCAAACACACAAAAAGGCAGGGGAGUUUGAAAAGGCGGAACAAUUCUUCCAAAAAUGGUGUUUGGGUAAAUCUGUAGAAGAUGAUGGUGAAACUAGCAUCCGACCAACAUCUAUUACAAUCAAUGGAGAUGCCAAGAGACAUGUUCCGUUAAGCUCAUACACAUAUAAUAACCUUAUAGAUACUUAUGGCAAGGCCGGAAAACUUAAGGAAGCAUCAGAGACAUUUGCACGGAUGCUAAAAGAUGGGGUUGUUCCAAAUACAGUGACUUUCAAUACGAUGAUUCACAUCUGUGGUAACCAGGGCCAGUUAGAGGAAGUGGCCUCACUAAUACACAAAAUGGAGGAGCUCCAGUGUUCACCUGAUGCUAGAACAUAUAGUAUUCUUAUCGCUAUCCAUUCUAAGUAUGAUGACAUUGAAAUGGCAGCAAAUUAUUUCAAGAAGAUGAAGGAGGCUUCCCUUGAACCAGACCUUGUGGGCUACCGCACCCUUCUGCAUGCAUUUUCAAUAAGGCACAUGGUUGGUGAAGCUGAAGACCUCAUUAAGGAAUUUGAUGAAAGGGGUCUUGAAAUUGAUGAAUUCACCCAAUCAUCAGUGACUAGAAUGUAUAUAGAAGCUGGCAUGCUUGACAAAUCCUGGUUAUGGUUCAACAGGUUUCAUCUCAGGAGGAAUAUGAGUUCUGACUGCUACUCUGCUAACAUAGAUGCGUUUGGAGAGCGUGGACAUGUUCUGGAAGCCCAGAGCAUUUUCAUGAGUUGCCUGGAGGAUAGAACACCCAGUGUCCUUGAGUUCAAUGUGAUGAUCAAAGCUUACGGGAUCAACAAGGAAUAUGCUAAGGCUUGCCAGUUGUUUGAUAGUAUGGAGAAAGGCAAUGUAGUUCCUGACAAAUGUAGCUACAAUACUCUAAUUCAUAUGCUAGCUUGUGCCGAUCUUCCACAUUUGGCAGUGCUCUAUGUGAGAAAAAUGCAGGAGGCAGGAUAUGUAAGCGAUUGCAGCCCAUAUUGUGCUGUGAUCUCAAGCUAUGUGAAAUUAGGUCAGUUAGAAAGAGCAGAGGGAGUAUUUUCCGAAAUGGUUGGAUUAAACGUGCCUCCAGACAUUGUCGUUUACGGUGUAUUGGUUAAUGCAUUUGCUGAUAUUGGAAGUGUUAAACAAGCUCUCAAAUAUGUUAAUGCAAUGAAAGAGGCAUGCAUUACCAUAAACACUGUUAUAUGCAAGUCAUUGAUUAAACUUUAUACUAAAGUAGGAUACUUGAAAGAAGCAGAAGAAACCUACAAAAUGAUUCGAUCAUUUGAGUCGGAUCCUGAUGUAUAUUCGUCUAAUUGCAUGAUAGAUCUCUACAGUGAAAGAUGUAUGGUUAACCAAGCAGAACGUAUUUUUGGGUACCUCAAGAGAAAAGGUCAUGCAAACGAGUUUUCUUAUGCUAUGAUGUUGUGUAUGUAUAAGAAACUUAUGAGGUUUGAAGAAGCUUCUCGGAUUGCACAAAAGAUGAAAGAAUUGGGACUUUUGAGUGAAUUGUUGAGUUAUAAUCAUGUGCUAUGGUUGUAUGCAUCGGCUGGGAGAUACAAUGAGGCAGUGAGGACUUUUAAGGAGAUGAUAGAAUGUUCCAUUCAGCCAGAUGAUUAUACAUUUAAACCACUGGGAGUUGUUCUAACCAAAUGUGGAGUUCCAGAGCAGGCUGUUAGCAAUCUGGAAAUAACAAGGAGGAAAAAUGCGCUGAGUGGGCUGCAGGCAUGGGUAUCAACAGUCAACGCUUUCUUAUGUGGUAUGUUUUGAUAGCAAUGAAGUUGAUGAUGAUGAUCAACUCUUGUGAUCUUGGACAAGCUUUUUGAGUUUAAACACUCUGGAGUUGAAGUGACAUCUCAAGCAAUGACAUGAUUUUGCUGGAAAAGCCCUCCUAUUACCCGUCUGAGUUGCCCAUUCAUGCAAGCAGGAAACAAUGUUAAUAUUCCGAAAUUUUGUGACUAAAGUCAAGUAAAAGGUUGAUCAUUGCAAGUAAAAAUUGCUUCCCGUGGGAAGCAGCCCAAUUUAUGUCAGACAUGUUCUUCCAAGUAUGCCCCUUUUCUUUAUGGCUCAUGAUCCUCCUAAUCACCUACUUCAGCUUAUAGAAUGCAUUGCUAAGUUUCUUAGGGAAUGGAAAGUCCUUCACGAAAAUGACACAUCGCAAAAAUUGGGGUCUUGUGUUAUCCAGUUGGAAGAAGGGGAUCUUGGUGGUCCUCAUGUUUACCAGGAGCUGAAACAUUUUAGUAUUAAAUUGUGGUGGUCUUUCAGAGACAGAGAACUGUAUCUGGCCCAAGUUUAUGUGAGCUAAAUAUUGUCAGCUUUCUCAUCUUUGUCAAGUGCAGAUGAGAAUAUCAACCCCUUUCUGUUGAGACCUAAAUCUGGAGCUGUGUAUUCUCAUGUAUUAGAGUUUUGUUUGGUGCUAGCAAUUUCUAGCUUUGCUUGCUAUUUCUUUAUACAUGUGGUAGCUGUUUAAGUUGGAUUUGUCUGGAUUUGCAGGGUUUUUUCUUAGGGAACCUGUAGGUGGCUAUCAUUCUAUGACUAUUAAUUCACCAGGGAAAAAAGGAAAGAAUGAGAGAAUGCUCUCAGUUUGUGGCUAACAGAAGGAGCAGAGACUUUGCCAUUUUGGAAGCGGUGAUUGUAACUGAUAAACUUAAGCCGCUGCAACUGCAAAAUAGGAGAGUUGGGAAUGAUGAUAACCACCUACAAUGGAUUUUCUUGCUGAUUGUAAAUUGAGUGCAAUCUUUGGCAUGCAUUCAACCGAAGAAGAAUUGCUGUCCCAUGGUCCUGUCCUGAUCUUUUCCUCUACAAAUGUCGAAAAACAGUCCCGUCUUACUUUGUUGAUGUCUUAUAGUUGGUCUCAAUGUGUCCACAGGUUAUUGUUGGCAAAUUUUUGACUGGGCGCAACAAGUAAUGCUUCUGUCUCCAAGUUCCCACCACAGUUGGUGCAGCAUCAGUUUCUGGUGUUGACUUCCAAUCUGCAGUUGAUUCUUCUGCAAGAAUCCCAGUCAGAGGCAGUGAGGAUCAGUGGUGGAAGUCCAUUCAUGAUUCAACCUCGUGAAUCGUGAUGUGCAGGUAAUGACUUCACGGGCAACUGACUGGAGUGGAUUAGAUGCAAGAAGUACGCCAGUAAUGAAUGACAUGUACUUACUUCAUGGGUGGGGUUAAUUUGCAAAACUUAUCCUUGAAGUCCGGCCUAUAAUGUAGGCAUACCCCAUUAUAGGACGCAUGACUAUUUUAUAUAGAAAAUGUAUAAACUAAGGCUGUGUUUGGCUCAACGAUUGUGGAUAUGGAAAAGUUGGAAGAUCUGACAAUCGUGGGUUAAAUCUUCUAUUUCUUAUUCCUUUGCCCUUGCCAUAUCCUUGAUCCAAGAUUCCAAAUACAGCACUAUUGACUGUGUGUACCUCUUCAUUGGUAGUGCACACCACCUCUGCUAUAUCCCUGAUGUAAAAUGGAAUAUAUUUUGUGGGUUUGGAGUCAGUUUCAGCAUGGGUUUGGGCGUGUUAUGGCCUGUGGCCUGUGGGCUUUGGGUUGGGUGGUCGUCUGUAUGCGUGCGUGCAUGCGCUGGCGCGAGAGAGACUGAGCGGGGUUCUCUUUUGCAGGAAGGUUGGGUCAUGGAGCUCAUCAAUCUCCUGAACAUGGUGCCUAUGAACGGAUUCAAGAUGAGAACAGAGUUAAUGGCUUUGAAGAAAAUUCCAGUAGUGUCCAGAGUUUGUCAUUGUGUUUCCUUCCUGAGAGCUGGUAGGCUUACAGCAGUGCUUUGUCUGGAGCUAAAUCUUAAUGUGCGGGAGCGCUGGCACGAAAGCGUCUUACAAAUACAUCUCAAACUACUAAAAUUCGCGAGAGCGAAUAUUGAGAGCGCGAGCAUUGUGCGAGGAUUGAAAGCGAGAGCGCAUGACUUUUUACAGGAUUAUGUGACUAACGUCUGGAGUACGUGUUUGAUGUCUGUAUAUCUUUGUAUCUUGUUUUUGUGUGGCUUUGGCUGUGAAUUCUCUUAUCCCAUUGUCUUCUCUAGUACCAGUUUGAAUUCUCU
Rhododendron vialii is the source of this 4919-nucleotide messenger RNA. RefSeq names its product pentatricopeptide repeat-containing protein At3g23020. Gene Ontology annotation, molecular function: protein binding. Lineage: Eukaryota; Viridiplantae; Streptophyta; Magnoliopsida; Ericales; Ericaceae. The transcript is spliced from 2 exons. The record is from RefSeq and is a predicted model, not a curated record. The coding region runs from base 119 to 2662 and encodes 847 amino acids.